Messenger RNA from Crotalus tigris (Tiger rattlesnake), 1797 nucleotides. RefSeq names its product prolactin-releasing peptide receptor-like. The transcript has a single exon. Gene Ontology annotation, biological process: G protein-coupled receptor signaling pathway. Gene Ontology annotation, cellular component: plasma membrane; neuron projection. The record is from RefSeq and is a predicted model, not a curated record. Gene Ontology annotation, molecular function: neuropeptide Y receptor activity; neuropeptide binding. The coding region runs from base 357 to 1484 and encodes 375 amino acids. NCBI's taxonomy places the organism in Eukaryota, Metazoa, Chordata, Lepidosauria, Squamata, Viperidae.
AAGUAUUUCAGAAGCCUUGGAAAAAUCCUUCUGAGGGAAAGAAUACCCUCAGAGGAAGUCUAAUGAAAUGUGAGAUGUCAAGAAGUUACAAGCAAUGAAUUUUAAAGCGUUCCUAAGAGUGCUAGAAGAUGAAGACCGAGAGCUGCAACAUCUUCAAAACAGAUGAGAAAUUAUUUUGCACUCUCUAGGUGCAAAGGAGCUGUUUCCCUUCUACGCUUCCCCAUGUCUUGGUGACCUAUUGAAUAAACAGAGUCAGGCAUUUCCACAAGAAAUGCCAAUUUCUCUCUCUAUUUUCUUUCUAAACAAUUUCCCCCUUUUCUUUUUAAUGUAAAAGAUCCUCGUGAUCAGAUUCUGACAUGGCGGUCCAUUCCCAGCCCUUGAAUGAUUCCUGUUCUAAUAGCUCAGAUCUCUUAUUCACUGGCCUGGAUCUCCUCUUUGAGCUGAAGCCGCUUUUCAUUCCUCUCUAUGCUCUCUUGGUGACAGUGGCCUGCACAGGGAAUCUUCUCCUCCUCUGUCUCAUCAGCUUCACCAAAAAGCUGCAGAACACCACGGAUUUCCUUAUUGGGAACUUGGCAGCUGCCGAUCUGAUUAUGUGCAUUUUCUGUGUUCCACUGACCGCCGUGUAUGCCUUUGAAAGCCGAGGCUGGCUUUUUGGAGUGUUCAUGUGCUACUUUGUCACCCUGAUGCAAGGGACUACUGUGUUUGUGUCUGUCCUGUCACUUACAGCCAUUGCCAUUGAUCGAUAUAUUGUAAUUGUGCAUCCCAUUCGCCAAAGGGUAAGAUGCAAGUCCUGUAUCUAUAUUGUGGCUGCUAUUUGGAUCUUAUCUCUUGUGGUUUCUCUACCGACCUAUUUACAUACCCACUACCUAGAUCUCAACAGUAUUGGCCACGACAUGAUUAUCUGUGAAGAAAUCUGGUUGCACCGGAAGACAGAGAGACAGCUGUACUCUUGCCUGAUGCUCUUCCUCUCUUACAUGCUUCCACUUUCUGCUGUGUUGUUCUCUUAUUGUGCCAUUUCUUAUCAUCUCCAGAAGAGAAAGAUCCCCGGAGCCGUAUGUCAGAACCAAGAAAAGUGGACGACAAAAAAAGAAAAGACCUUCCAGAUCUUGGUGGUUUCGAUCCUGUGUUUUGGUCUUUGCUGGCUCCCCCUCCAGGUAGUUAAUUUGAUUAGAGAUAUGGAUGAAGAAUUUGCUAUCCUAAACAAGCGAUAUGUGAAUGUCAUCCAAGUUUCAUGUCAUGUGGCUGCCAUGAGUUCAGCCUGUUUCAAUCCUUUCAUUUAUGCUUCCCUCCAUGAGAAAUUACGACUCCAUAUUGGGAACUAUUUUUAUCAGAGAAAGAAGUCAAGCCUCUCAUCCCACAAGGCCUCACGACUAAUUACCCAUUUUGCUUUGGCAGACAAUAAUCCCGUGGGUAUCUCAGAAAAUGUUGAGCUACAAAUGGAACACAAACACCAUUUCUUUGAACCAAUACAAGGAAACAUGUAACAUGGCGGCCUUCUCAUUCCCAUUCCAAGACUGGAUCCCAGCUCAUCCCAUAUAAUCCUGUGAUCAUGACAGGAUCAUGACAGUUUUCUUUAUUUUUUUUUCCUGAGGAAGUCAAAUGAGAAAUAAGUGGUUCUAUCUUCUAUCUUCAUUCAAAAUGAGUAUUUGGAUACAUUGCAUACAUGUUGAUUUAUGUAGUGGAACGGUAUAUUUUGAACGCCAAACGUAAGUGUUAGGUUAGAAUUGUCUUGUAUUCAGCUGCUUUGUUCUUUAUUCUUUCUUGGUCCUUUGGUUAAGAUUAACCUUAACUUAUGUU